Molecule: messenger RNA, 2838 nt
Organism: Theileria annulata
Lineage: Eukaryota; Apicomplexa; Aconoidasida; Piroplasmida; Theileriidae
Product: DEAD-box family helicase, putative
Exons: 6
Coding region: 1-2838 (945 amino acids)
Cellular component (GO): intracellular anatomical structure; catalytic step 2 spliceosome
Molecular function (GO): ATP binding; RNA binding
Source: RefSeq, a predicted model, not a curated record
AUGGAAGGGGGUUCAUCAAGUUCAAAGGAGCCUCCAAAGAUAGUCUCACCCUCAAGUAACACAUCUGAUAAUACUUCAAGUUUAGUUAGUAAUACCACAGGGAAGAGUAAAGAAGAUAGUAAAGGAGAUGUGCCUUAUUAUGAGAAGUAUUUGUAUGAAAUGGAUCUAGCAGUGGAGGCCAGUAAGGGCAGAAACCUUAAUUUGAAAGAUAAUCCGAACUAUCUAAAAAGGUUACGAGAUGAGGCCCGCAGGUCGUAUUUGGAAAGACGUGAAGAGGAGAGACUUGAGUUGGCUAGAAGAGAACUAGGAGAGAAGGAAAUAGUGUACGAUAGUAAACUUAGAAGAGACGAGUUCAUACAAAAGUCGCUUAAACUUGAUAGGGAGAGAGUAAAAUUAGCUGAAACAGCAAUUAAAACUAGACCAACAGACUCUAGUGUAAUAACAUAUGAGCUGCCAGAUAGCUAUGACGAGGAUAAUUUGAAAAGGUUGGAAGUGAUAAAGAAGAAACAGCUUUCAAAGGGGAAAGAUAAGCCAGUGAGUGAGCAGGACUUGUGGGAGAGCAAGCUGUACAAGUACGGAAUAACGAACUUUGGUGUUGUAGAAGAGGAAUCAAAGGGACGAAAACUUGAAGAAGAUUCUGAAAAUAAGUUAAUUGGCGACUUAAGUAAUUUUAAGGACCUGGUGGGAGACUCGAUAAACUUUAUAUUGGACUCUAAGAUGCCUGAAGUGAGCCUAACAAACAUCGUACAAAAUCAUCUUGAUUUUGAGAGUACAAGUGUGAGUUCUACAAGUGAUGAAGAGUCUGAUACGAUUAGCAGGGAGAAAAGGACGAGUAAUAAGUAUUUGAGUAGACUUGAGAAAUUGAAGAAAAAACAACAUAAACUUAUGCUACAGGAAAGGCAGAAAUUGCCUAUAUACUAUUACAGAACUGAGCUCUUAAGCGCUAUAAAGAAGUAUAAAACUUUGAUUGUUGUCGGCGAGACUGGUAGCGGUAAGACAACUCAGAUCCCGCAGUACUUGCACGAAGUUGGCUACUCCAAAGCCGGGGUCAUAGGGAUCACCCAGCCCAGAAGAGUCGCAGCGAUGUCGGUAGCAACACGCGUGAGCAAGGAAUUGAAUGUUAAAAUGGGUUCAAUAGUCGGCUACUCUAUCAGAUUUGAGGAUUAUACAGGCUCAAAUACUAAGAUUAAGUACAUGACUGAUGGUAUUCUUCUGAGGGAAUUCACCUCAAACCCAACGCUGGAAAAUUACUCAGUAAUCAUCAUAGACGAGGCACAUGAAAGAACAUUGCACACCGAUGUCAUCUUCGGUCUCGUUAAGGACUUAAUUAGAUAUAGAGAUGACUUUAGACUAAUUAUUUCAUCAGCCACAUUAGAGGCAGAGAAAUUUGCUCUGUACUUCGAUAAUGCCCCUAUAUUCAAAAUACCUGGAAGAAGAUACCCGGUCCAAAUAUACUAUACAAAGGCACCGGAGGCCAAUUACCUGGACGCCUCAAUAAUCACAAUUCUACAAAUCCACUUGACACAGCCAAUCGAUGGCGAUAUUUUAGUUUUUUUGCCAGGUCAACAAGAGAUUGAAUAUAUACAAGAGGAACUAAUCGCAAGACUGAAGAAUAGAAAGGAUAUAAGGGAGCUUAUCAUAUUGUCUAUAUAUUCAUCACUGCCCAGUGAUAUGCAGAAUAAAAUAUUUGAGCCGACUCCAGAAAAUUCCAGAAAAGUAAUUCUCUCAACCAAUAUCUCGGAAACUUCAAUCACACUGGAUAAUAUCGUAUACGUAAUUGACACGGGAUUUUGUAAAUUAAGUCUUUAUUCCCCUAAAACAGGUCUGGAUAGUUUAAUAGUAGUACCAUGUUCAAAAGCAAAUGCGAAUCAAAGAAGUGGUAGGGCAGGCAGAGUUAGAGCAGGCCACUGCUUCCGUUUAUAUACGAAAUUGUCGUAUGAUAAGGAAAUGGAUGAUAAUCAUGAACCUGAAAUAAAAAGAGUUAAUCUGUCAUCUGUGGUUCUUCUAUUGAAAUCUAUAGGAAUCGAUGAUUUGUUAAACUUUGAUUUUAUGGAUCCUCCAAGUCCUGAAAGCUUAAUAAAUUCUCUGGAGUUAAUUUAUUCACUUGGAUGUCUUAACGAUUCGGGAGAACUAACAAAACUGGGUAAAAUCAUGUCGGAACUACCACUAGACCCAAUGUACUCCAAAAGCUUGCUCUUCUCAAUUCAGCAUAAAUGCCAUGAAGAUAUUAUUAUAAUACUAUCAAUGCUCAUUCAGAGUAACAAUAUAUUUUAUAUACCGAAGGAUAGGAGAAUACAUGCUGAGAAUAAUUACAAGAAUUUUUACAACAAUAAUAGUGACCAUUUGAUGUUGCUGAAUGUGUAUAACCAGUGGAAAGAGAACGAUUUUUCAAUCGCCUGGUGCUACGAAAACUACCUCCAGUACAAAUCACUAAUCCAAAUACAAAACAUUAUACAACAACUACAGAAUUUGAUUACAAGGUUAAAUUUGAUUGAUGGCGAUUCAGUUAAUGGUGACGUUCAAAAUAACAAAAAAGACAAGGAACUUGGCUCGAAUAUGAACUACAAUGAAGUUAUAAUGAAGUGUAUAGUGAGUGGGUUCUUUGUCAACGUGGCGGUCAAGAACGAGAAAAAGAGCGAAAAGAACUACAAGACGAUUAAGAGUAAACAACUCGUCUAUGUUCAUCCAAAUUCUUCAGUUUUUAAGCAAAAUAUUAAGUUUGUUGUUUACAACGAUUUGGUUCUAACCACUAAGCACUUCAUCAGGCAAGUCUCUGAAAUUCAGGCAAAGUGGCUCAUGGAGUUAGCUCCGCACUACUACCAAAAUAUUAAAUUUUAA